GUUUACUUCCGGUUCUACAGUAUAGGUGCUGAGGUUUCUAUCACCAAAAUACGGGAGACGUUUAUAUUUAGGAUUAGAUUAUUUUACUAAUGUUGUCAUGUAAACAAUAACACUACAAAAAUCAAGAAUCGUUGUAUCACCAAAGUAGAUAUACCUUACAUGAAAGAGAAGGCUAAGACCUGCAAUUAAAGGUUAUAAUCUUCAGUGUUUUUUCACACGAAGUUUGAAUGGGUGCUGAGUGGUCGAGGUUUAGCUACUUCAAUCCUUACCAUCGUGCUACAGCCAACACAACCGUUGCCGAACGUGACGACGAGAAUCUUGAGGACUCAGGCGAAAAUAGUACCGAGCAUGACGUGUCCACAGGACCCGACUGGACCCGCCUACCGUACCCAGUCUUGCUGCAAGUCCUACAACUCCUGGACGAGACCGACAGGUACCACGCGGCUCUCACCUGUACGGCCUGGCUACUGCCGCUGCCGAGGCCGUUACCGUGUCGCACCGGACACUUCAAGUUUAAUCCUGCCACAGCUGUGAAAGCACUUCAAUGCGCUAGGGACCACGGGAAAUCUUUGCGUCACAUUACAGCUGACUGUUCAGUGCUGGACAAUGGUCAACGCAAGCACACAGAGGUGGUGCACCAGUUCAUCAUCAUCCUACUGCAAGCUGACAACCAACAGCUGCUCACUCUCAGACUGACCAACAUGAGCAUGCUGACGCCAGACACGGACCACCCCGUUUCGAGUCUGGUCAAAUCCCUGGCCGCUCUGCUGAAACACCAGCAUCAGUUAGUGGUGUUAGACCUCAGUCAGGCUGGUCUAAAUGUCAAUCAAGGCUUGCGGCUAUUGAACUCUGCAACCUUAAGCUCCCGAAGGACCUUAAAAACACUGGCCAUAGAUGAGUUAAUCGGUCUCAACCUUUCAUUUGAUCAUUUAGCUUUUCAAGAACUCUUAAUCUGCGUCAUUCGCUGCACCCUCUCUGAGCUAGAUCUCAGCUAUACCUACCUGUCUGACAACCUGCUAUACAGCCUGGCCCUAAAAGGCAGGGACCAACUGAAGUUGAUGACGAUACGGGCAAGGUACAAGUUCUUGGUGCAGAGGGUAACAUCAGCGCCAGCCUGGCAGAGCCUCACACACUCAUGCCCAAGUCUGAAAGUUGUAUUUUAUAUCAUACCACAGUCGGAUUCCUGCUCGGACCGAUCCCUGUGUAACAUGUUGACCCCGUCCCUCCCCCUGCAUGCACUGUACUGGGGUUCAGAGGCGUCACGUACCCACAUAACUCACGGCAGUUUCCAGCAUAUCGCCACACACUUUCAGAAUUCGCUCCACCAUCUCCACCUCCAUUACAAUUUUGAUCUUAAUAUGGAUGGUGUCGCUAACCUCUACAAUAGCUGUCAGAACCUAAAAACAUUGGCUUUGUGUAAAGUUUGUAAUUCUGAAGUGGAGGAGUGCCGACAAAAAAUGCUGAUUGGUUACGCUCUAGCUCGGCACCCAGCCAACCCCGCGUGUAGCGUCACGUUUAACGGCGUGGACGUGAGUGGACAAGACCCAUGUCACACCGUCCUGUCGAUGGUGGGAUGGUGCUGUGAGCAGGUUAAAAUAUGGGCCGGUAAAGGUUGGACAUUGGUUGAAACGCUGGUAGUGUGGUUCCAAUCGUUCUUUUGAUGCCUGGAUAUGAUCGGCUAGACAUCCCAUGAGAUAAUGAAUUGACAUCGUAAAUGUGAAAACAUUAAAUGGUUU
Messenger RNA from Physella acuta, 1736 nucleotides. RefSeq lists its product as uncharacterized. The record is from RefSeq and is a predicted model, not a curated record. NCBI's taxonomy places the organism in Eukaryota, Metazoa, Mollusca, Gastropoda, Physidae. Gene Ontology annotation, molecular function: protein binding.